Messenger RNA from Toxoplasma gondii ME49, 546 nucleotides. RefSeq lists its product as hypothetical. The transcript has a single exon. Lineage: Eukaryota; Apicomplexa; Conoidasida; Eucoccidiorida; Sarcocystidae. The record is from RefSeq and is a predicted model, not a curated record. Bases 1 to 546 code for a protein of 181 amino acids.
AUGGGUUCUCCGACUAUAAGCCGACUCGUCUCUCCAUUGCCCGCGGCUCUCUCGGGUCCCCGUUUGCGCUUGUGUGAGUCUUUUUCGAGUUUCGAGUCGAUGCACGCAUCCAGCCGGGAUUUCCCCGUGUCUUGCUUUUUCCCUCCUUUUUUGUCGCGACCUUUUCCACUAUCGCUCUCAUCUCUCCUCACUCUUUCUCCUCCCGAAUCUCUUUCCUCCCCGAUGUCUAUCCGCCUCAAUCUCUCUUCUCACUUUCUCUCCUCAUUCUCUCUCUUCCUCAUUGGCACCUAUCUCUCUUCCCUGCAGGCGUUUGUUGUCGGACUUCCCCUUUCUCUCGUCUCUGUCUUUCUGUUUGAGUCCUCAUUCUCCUUUUCUGCAGGUAUAUCUCUGCACAGAGGAAAUAGAAAAGGCUCGUGGUGGCCGACCACAGCACCUGAGUUUCUGAGGGAACGUCGAUCAGGCCUUUGGAAGCGUCGAAGAGAAAGAGCCAAUGGACAAGAGGGAAAUCGAACGGCAGAGAGAGAGACAGAAAGUGAAUUCCUGUGA